Sarcophilus harrisii (Tasmanian devil) is the source of this 2220-nucleotide messenger RNA. RefSeq names its product chromosome 3 C11orf88 homolog (gene HOATZ). NCBI's taxonomy places the organism in Eukaryota, Metazoa, Chordata, Mammalia, Dasyuromorphia, Dasyuridae. The transcript is spliced from 6 exons. Gene Ontology annotation, biological process: cilium assembly. The record is from RefSeq and is a predicted model, not a curated record. The coding region runs from base 501 to 881 and encodes 126 amino acids.
GACUACGAAGCCGUGCCCUCGAGCAGUAGCCGGCAGCUGAGGGGAGCGGCUGGGACUGGACUAGGGGAGAAGGGUGGAGGAGCUCUGAGGAAAGUAGGGAAAACGACCCCCUGAGGAGAAGGAGAGACCCCCUGCGGAGAGAGAGAGGAAGAAGAGAGGGGGAAAGGGCCGAGGGGAAAGGAAGCCCCAGGAGAAAGGCAGAGGCUGGAUACCUCCAGCCUUACUCUCAGGAGCAGGUGUACCGAGUCUCCAAAUCCUUACUGCUGCUGGGACUGCGUCAAUGCCAGGAGUGCAGAACUUUUACAGCCGCUGCUCUGACUUCUCCUGCCUCUGCAGAUUUCUGGUAUACUUUCGCUGGAGGUUCUGGGUAGGUGAAAACCAGACUGACCCCAAUUUUGCCUUUUUAUAGCGGGUGGGACAAAAGUAGGAGCGGCCACGAGAUACAACUGGGAGACUUGUGGUCUCCUGUUUUAAGUGGGAAAGAAGUGUCCUCAGUUGCCAUGGAGACAAGCCAGGGGGAAAGAGAGACUGACUCAAGGGAGCCCAUUGAAAGUAUAUACCCUGGACCUUUGGUGUUUACCGGCUCUUCAGAAGAGGAUGUGGCUUUGGCCAAACAGUUCUGGGUUUCAGCAACCAUGAAUCCACAUCCCGAGUCUCAGUUGGUGUCAAGCGGCACCCAGCAGCGAUUGCCUGUAGCUCGAACUACUGGGCCCACUAUGGCUGAAAGAACUUUAAACACUGAGAAUUACAAAACUGAACAGCUCUUUGAAAAAAACAGAAAGGUUCAAGAAACUGAGAAAAAAGAAAGAUACCUCCAAAAGGAAAGAAAACCCUUAAGUGGAAAUGGCAGCAAGGUCCCAAGUGCAAACUUAACCACUUGAGUUCUUACAUAUCACCACAUGGAAACAGUCAUCAUAUGUUUUGGAAUGGGGAAUGAAACCAGCUCUGCCACCAGGUUUGUAGCCAUUCCACAAUUUCCAAGUGGAAAAGAAAGUAGAUGUGGAAUCAUCCCCUCUUUAAAGGUCUUCUGACUCAUUGGUUCUUGCUGCUAAGUAGCCAACAAGGAGAAGCUUUUUCAUCUCAAAGCUCAAGCUGAUUGUCAUGGGAGCUGGAGGAAGCCAGGGAUUUUCACCACCAUCCUCGGAGUAUUCAGAUUCCAUCUGGAUAUAGAACAGAAAGUCUAGAGUUGGCCCUGGAUGCAGUGGGAGACCUUGGCCUUUUUAAGGUAAGGUCUUCAACAGGUCUCAAUUUGAUUGAGACAAAGACUCCAAAGAGUGAUUAAGGAUAAGUAAGAAAUGAGGCAAAGAAAGGUCUCUUUUACCUAGUCAAAAAAAAAAAAAAAAAAAAAAAGUUUGGGGAGAAUACAUUCCUUUCUGAUCAAAAUGGAAAGAAUUUACAUUUACAUUUAUUCAGAGCCAAUCUGGACCCUAAACAAUGACCAAAUGGGAUUUGGCAUAGGACCUCUUAGUGGUCAGUUAAGAGUCAGAGUAAUUUUAAUUUAAGCCAGGUCUGAAAAUAUCAUGCAAGGUUUCAGAAAUCAAAAAAAUUACAUUCCUUUGGUCAGAAUGAUGAGGUGAAGUCUAGUUUUGGGGGCUCCCGGUAUGGGAACCAAAAAUAUGGGUUUAGGUUUGGAGGUUCCCUUUAGUAGAUAACCAAAUGAUAAGGUCUAGAUUUAGGGAACCAAAAUGAGAUUACAGUUUCUGGUGGUCAGGAAGUUAAAUGAUAAGAUCUAAUGGCAGAUUCAGGGUUCAGGGUUCAGGGAACCAAAUGGAGAGGUUUGGCUCCCCUGCACUCCCUUGGGAUUUGGCACAAAGGCAGGGAGUUUUAGGGAACCCCCUUCUGGCAGCAGAUGAGUCCCAAAUUGGCUCAUCUACUAGCUGGGUUUCAGCUCGAGCUGGAAUUUGUUGGAAUUCUAGAUAACAGAAUGAAACUGUUUUGUUUCCCUCGGGUGGAGUCCCUCGCUGAAGCAAGAGUUGUUGAAGAUUUUCUCCUUCAAGAAGUUUUUAGAAUUUUGGGGUCCCUUCUUCAAGAGCACCAGCAAGUAAGGAUAUGAAUACCUUGUGUGGACCUAGGGAAGGGAAGGGAAGAAAAAACAAAGCAAAAAAAGGGUAAUAUUGCCCAACUGCCAGUUCCAGCUAGGUCCCCAUUGGGGCAGCUCCUAUUUCUAAUCAUAGAGAUUGUUGUGUGAUGCCAGAGAAACUGAGGCAAAAUAGAGAUUAG